AUGGGUGUUGACUCGAACAAGCCUCCUCCACUCCCUGCCCCGACCGAGACCGAUUCCACCACCCCCACCGAACUGGCGACCGAUGUGUCCAGACCAAACGACGAAGAUUCCCACUACUCCCUCCCUGAGGACGGCACUCCAGUUACCAUCAAGACUCGCAGCCACACGGCCAAUCGCUCCCAGACCUCGCUUCUCAUUGAGUAUUUUGAGGGUGGCAAGCCUGGUGCUCCCGGCUCCGUCGACCGCAAGCCUUCAGUCCGCGUGCGCUUAACCCCGUCCAAGAAGCAUCGCCACGACCACAUCCAGAUCACCGAGACCAAGAGCAACACCCGCAAGACCUCGCUGACUCGCCGUGUGCCGCUAUCUUCCACCACAGGUUCAUCCCAUCUUGACGUUGAAACCCUCGAGGGCGAGGACGCCGAAAGCAUGCGGUCCUACGCUUCCGCCACGGAGGAGUCCAAUGUGUCCAAAAACCCUAUCGAUAUCGAAAUCGACCGCAGUGCACGGCGCCGCAGGCCAGCUAGCCCAUUGAUUCCCGAUGCCGACGCUCACGAGUCUACUUAUCUGCCUCCCGACAUGUCAGAGAUCUCUGCCAUUCCCAACGACAGCUUCCUCGACGGUCGCUCUGGGUCCACUGUUUUGUCGAAAUCUUCUGACGCCAAGCGCAGUAAGAGCUCAACUCGAGGUGGCGAGCUGGUCGCUGGCGCAAUGGCUGGUGCAGCUGCUGCCGAUCAAUUGAGGAGCAGUAAAAAAAGGCACAGCAGCGAGAGAAAAGUGUCUGGUGACAGAUCAAAAGACAAAGAGCGCAAACAUCGUUCAAGCAAAAGUCGGACGAGCAGCAUUAGUGAAAAGCAAUCCGAAACUGGAACGCGAUCGCCUAGGCGACGCUCUAGUCGCAGUCAUGUUGACUCUGUCAUGUCUGGGGCAGAUUCCAGUGCCUUAUCGUCAAGCAUUUCCCCCAGCCAUCGCUCAUAUGACCAGAGCUCCGUUCGUUCUGGAGCUUCCAAGUCUUCAAUCAACAACCCAAAAUUAUUGGAAACCGUCGAGGACGCUAUCCGCCGACUCAUUCUGCCCGAAUUGAGCGCCCUGAAGCGGGAACAGAGCAAGCGUGAAAGCCGCCGCAGUUCUCUUACAUCUACUGGCACUGGCACAUCUCUCUCCCGCGAGGAGCUGGGAGUGGACCGGCGCAAAUCUGCAGACAAGCGCAGCGAAUCUGGUCGUGAUAGCCGUCACCGAGAACGUAGAGAUCGGGAAGCCCGGCACGGUUACGCCGACUCGCCCCAGAGCCUCGCCGGCGAAUCAGUCGAAGGGGAGACGGUACUCUCUGUUGACGACACCCCGCAACGAAGCAAUGGCGCACUGAAGGCUGCCAUUGGUGGUGCGACAGCCGCCGGACUUGCCGCUGCUGCAUUGAAUGCAGCUUCACCAGCAUCUGAUGAUAGAAGACAACGAAGAAGACGACGCGCUGAUGGCUCAACUCGGAGCCGAAGUUUAGGUCGUGACAAAUAUGACGAGGAGUUUGAGGCGGAGGAAGCACCUGCACCACCGAUGCCAUUAAUGAGCGAGAUCAACCCGUCGGAGCUCACCCGGACUUCGAUUUUGUCAGCCGACACCAACAGACCGCAUUCCGCCACGGAGGAGAGAGCCUCAAUUCAAGAGGUUGUCAGGGGCAACGUCGCCUCCGGUGAUUCGACGCCAACCCCUACACAAACGCCAUCUGCCAACCUGCAGCAAUCCCUGGGUACGAAACAUACCAACGUGUCCCACGGUGAUUUGAGGGAACUAUCACGCUCGCGUACCGGAGACUUUACCGAGCAGCGUGAAGUGGAGGAACACAGUAGCCCCUCACAGCCACACCAUGACGAUUAUGACGACUAUGAUGAGCGAAGCCGCGAUAUAGAAGGCGACCGUGAUUAUGAUGAUAGUCACGAUUACGAUUACUAUAACACGCAGGAUGUGCCACCUCCCUUGAAGUACGUCCCAUACCAGCCGGAACGCCGAGGCUUGAGCCCGAUCUACAGCGUGUCUGGGUACACGGAGGCUGGAAGCGAGACAGCAGCGCACCGCGACUCCAGACUUUCUCACGGCACCGCGUCGCCGACGAAAUCCCAUCCUUCUCAGUCAGAGAUGAGAGCACUGUCUCCCGCGUCGUCAGUCCCGAGCAACAUCAUGGGCCGAGGGUUCGACGAGCAGUCUAUGGACGACCGUAGCAUCAGAAGCGCUCAAGAUUUUCGACACAGCCAGUACACAGACAACAGCGAAGUGGGCGUAUCCGGUCAGGCUGUGCGUGGCAUCGUUGCCAAUCCUAAUAUUGUACAUGUGCCGAAUGGAGUUGAGUCGAAUGUGGCUUCUCUCAUUGAUGGUUCCAUGCUUGACCAGUCCGUCUUGACCACCGGUACUGGAUACGACUACGGAAGGGACUCACAAGUGUCAUAUGGCGACUCCAAUGUGUCGUAUGCCCGGGACUCCAACGUAUCUUACGAUGACCAGUCAAAGAUCCAGACUCGGUCGCGAGAAGUCAGCCCUGAGAAGCGCUCUGUGGCCAGUCAUCGCGAGUUCUUUGAGCAGCGCGAACGUGAAAGUAGCCGGACGCCCACUUCGAGUCGUCAGAGCCGAUCAAGAGAGUUUGCUGGAGAGUACGAUCUCGAUGAGUACGGUAGAAAGGUUGCUUCUGCUGCCAAGUACAGAAAUUCCCCGUCUGCCUCGACGAGACACUCGCCCACCGCUUCGGAGAAGGCGAUUGCCGCGGGAGCCGUUGGUGCUGCUGCCGCCGCUCUGAAGGCUGCCAAGGACAAGCAGCAACCGACUGUUGAGGAGGUUGACGACGCGCUCAACGAAGAAUGGGUCCCUGAAGGUGUCUCAAGGAACAAGUCAUUUAAGCAGCGAACGAUGGAGGGGCGCGAGCCCAACCACACUCCGGCCCACAGUAUCGACCGCCUCGAGCUCGACGACCAACCGAGGAUGGGUGCUAGUGCCUUGCCUACCUUCAACGAUCCCAUGCCCGAGGUCGGAUAUGUCGAUGACGACGCUUUAACCAAUCCAUCUCUUAUCCGCGAACCACUCGGUGGUAGCGACCAAGGCGAUCGAGGCCACUGGCCCGGCGACGCUACCCCUCGCCAGAGUGACGUUGGCAGCUAUGAUCAACACGAUAGUGAGAAGCACAACCACGAUCUUGGUUUGGCCGCAGCCGGUGCUGUUGCUGGAGCUGCCAUGGGUGCCGCCGCCAUGGCUCACCAUCGACAACCUAGCCAGGAGCUUGACGAUGAAUGGCGACGUACUUCAGCUGAGCGCAAACGUGACACUGUCAUCACAAACCCCUACGACGGGGCGAGUCCUAUUGACGACCCUGAACUCCUCGGUGCUCGAGGCCUCGACGACGCUUACGAUGCGCCGUACCACGGCAGUCCAGGUCAUAAGAACUUGGAUGAAGGCUACAUCUCUCAAGGCCCUGUGCAAUCUCCCAACAUGCAGCCCGCAGGCAAGGCCAUCAUGCCUUUUGGAGAUUCUACUGGGGAGGACCCCUUUUAUGUGCCGCAGCACUCUAGACACUUGAGCGGUAUGUCUCAGGGUAUGGAUUCUCCCCUCUACGACGCUGCCACUGGCAACGGUAUCGACCGAAUCGAGUCUAAGGAUAUCAUUGCGCUUAUGCAACAUCUCAUGGUCCGAGAUGCCCAAAGAAGCGCUCGUGACACCGAGAUACUCGUCACACUCGUCCGUUCUGCGGCCGAGAUGCGAAAUUCCUUCGAGGACCUCAAGAAGCUUCUUGCCAACACGGAAGAUGUCAUUAUUAAGGAGGUUCAGGAGAACACUGAGGAAACGGUCAAGAACGCUAUUGGCGGUCCUCGACCCUAUCCCGGCAGCCUUCCUCGAUCCAUCAAGGGUUACAGCGGCGCGUCCCAGAACAGCACGCUCGACGAAACCACCAAGAAGAGUAACUUCUUCCGCAAGGCUCUCAAAGGCCUCAGCGCCAAGGGCACCAACGAUCUCAGCAGAAUUGAGGAUAUGCUCAACCAGCUCUUGAGCGAGGUCGACACCCUCAAGGCGCAAACUGUCCGUCCUGGAAUGGUCAGUGGUCGGCAGUCGUACGAGAAUCUUACACCUGAGAUGCAGUAUGAGCAAGACCGCGGUUACGAACCUGAAGGUCAAGCUGGCACUUCUAUUACUAGUCACGGCAGCCAAUCAGGCAUGUCGUCGUUUGCCCAGUCGCGUGGUCCUUCUAAGCUUGGCUACGAGCCCAACCGAAUCAGCACAGUUCACGAAGACAACGAAGAAGACUACCACCAGGAGCCAGAAUACCGCAGCCCGCAAGGCCUCCGAACGCCCACCCGAGAAUUCCAACGGGGUGGUUCCGUGCCCCUUGGCACCCCUCCCCAGCCUGACAAUAAUCAGAACGCAUCUUUGAGCAACGACAACACUCCCAGGACAGAAAAGGGGAAGAAACAUAAGUCACGGGGGUCUUCUAGCUGGUUCCCUAAGAUCUCCCGAUGGUCUGAAUCAACUGCCACCAGCGUCAGCAAAGCCUUCCGUGGUAGUGGUUCUAGCAAGAAGGAGAAUGACGGAGAGUUCCUCCAACACCCACCUUCCCGGUCAGGGUCUGAUCUCCGGUACGACGACCGGUACCAGGACGAGUACCAAAGCGAUCAGUUGCACUCUGGGUUCUCUCAGCAAGACCUAUCUGCUGUUCCCCAGCGGCUGGAGACCGUGCCGCCUGCCCCUGGCACCUAUAUGACCCCUGAGGACCCAAAGUACAAAGCUCACCGCAAUUCGGUCAACCUCCAACACCCUCAACCUCGCCAAGGACAGACUGAGAGAUUUAAGGCAGCCUUGGAGAGCCAAGCCUACGAGUACGACACACCAAUGUCCCCCAAGUCAGCCGACUGGGCUGGAUCUGCCACCAGCCUGCACCGCCUACCUGCAAAUGUCAAUCGCUACAGCGGCGGGUCCGGGGCUGCGACUGGCGAGUACUGGAACUCGUCUCCAGCAGGCCCUCCACGUCCACCUAAGGAGCCUAUCGAGGAGAGGGCCACUACCCCUUCCAAAGCUCGCAUCUCGAAGCUGGCCUCAAAGAACAGCCCCUUGCCUUACAACAGCGUAGAGAGUGGUUAUGGCACCGGCCCUGGCACCCAACCCAGCAACUACACCGGUAGUCCCAAGCCAGAGAACCGCAAUCUGAAUGCUGCCCUGGGCAUGCCAGCUCGCCGCCCUAGUGGUCCUCGAGCGAUGACUCCGAAGAGUGCGGAGGAGGAAGCCGCCAGGGAGGAGCGACGCCGUAAGAGAGACACCUUCGGCACAGUCGCCAGUAACGAGACCGACACCUUUUAG
Messenger RNA from Colletotrichum truncatum, 5322 nucleotides. RefSeq lists its product as uncharacterized. The record is from RefSeq and is a predicted model, not a curated record. Lineage: Eukaryota; Fungi; Ascomycota; Sordariomycetes; Glomerellales; Glomerellaceae.